Molecule: messenger RNA, 3304 nt
Organism: Trichomycterus rosablanca
Lineage: Eukaryota; Metazoa; Chordata; Actinopteri; Siluriformes; Trichomycteridae
Gene: igsf11
Product: immunoglobulin superfamily member 11
Exons: 7
Coding region: 35-1369 (444 amino acids)
Cellular component (GO): cell-cell junction
Source: RefSeq, a predicted model, not a curated record
GUUUAUAGAACCUUUUCUAGGGGAUUAAGGAAGGAUGGUGAACCUGCACAAUCUGUGGAUCGCCUGGCUCGCGCUCUUCUGCACGGAAGUGUGUGUGCGCUCGCUGGAAGUGACGGUGAGCCAGAGCAGCAUCCAGGUGGCACGAGGCCAGGCGGCCGUCCUGCCCUGCACCUUCACCACCAGCGCCGCCCUCAACAACCUCUACAUCAUCUGGAUGGUGACGCCGCUGUCCAACGCCAACCAACCGGAGCAGGUGAUCAUUUACCAGGGUGGUCAGGUCUUCAGCCUCGCCAACCGCAUGAACGGACGCGUCGGUUUCGUCAGCACGAUGCCCAGCACCAGCGCCUCCAUCUUCAUCAACAACACACAGCUGGCGGACACUGGCACCUACCAGUGCCUGGUCAACAACCUGCCCGACCGCGGGGGGAGGAACAUCGGGGUCAUCGGCCUCACCGUUCUCGUUCCUCCGUCCUUGCCGGUGUGUCGUAUCCAAGGCCCACUGGAUGUUGGCAGUGAUAUAACGUUGCUGUGUGGUUCUGAGGAGGGCACCCCGACCCCGACCUACUCAUGGGAGAAGCUUGAUGCCAUGCCCAGACUUCCUCUCGGUGCCAUGCAAGAUCAGAUGCAGGGUACGGUGAGCCUGAGGAACAUCAGCGUGGGCAUGUCAGGGAUGUACCAGUGCACCGCCUCCAACGCCAUCGGUACCAGCACGUGCCAGAUCAACCUGCAGGUGGUGGCACCUCAGCCUCAGAGCGUGGGACUCAUCGCCGGGACGGUGGUCUCCGGGGUCCUCGCCGUGGUGAUUUUUACCCUGCUGGUGUUCGUCACGCUCUUCUACCUGAGGAAUAAAAACCGCUACGAGGACGAGGACAUCCCCAACGAGAUCAGAGAGGACGAUCUCCCCCCCAAGCGCUCGUCGUCGGUGAAGGCGUUCCAGGCCGACGCCUCGUCCUCGGAGAACGACACCCUCACGUCCACCAACACCUACAACAGCCGCUUCUGGCACAACGCCAAGGGCAGCUACGACGCCAACUCCUACACGCGGUACGACGGGCAGAGCAUGACGACCGGGGGCGUGACCUGCACCAGCGCCGGACAGACGGCGUCCUACGCCAACGGCGGGCACGGCCUCUCGGUGCCAAAAACUUUGGUGGUCACCACCAACUCGGUGCCGGUCGCGCCGACCGUCACCCGGAGCAACGGCUCGGUGAGCCGGCGGGCCACGCCCGGCACGCCGCCGCCCAACACCGUACACACGCUCGCGCCGACGCGUACGCACUCGUACGCCGUGAGCCAGGCGGCGCUGGAGCGCAUGGGCGCCGUGCCCGUCAUGGUGCCCGCCCAGAGCCGGGCCGGUUCCCUCGUCUGAUUGGUUGUUUUUUUUAUAAACACGGAACAUUUAUACGAGUUCAUGCCAACCGAUGCCAACUGAACUAUAGACGCUACUUUUCUACACUGGCAAUAAUUUUGGGUCACUGCUUUUUCUUUUUUUUUUCUUUUGAUAUGCAUGAGCAUCCCGCCCGAAUGUAUUUGCACAACGUUUGUACCCUCACGUCCACCACCCAGGAGCGCCGCGCCCCGCCCUGCCCCGCCCCACCCUGCCCCGCCCUGUCCGCCAAGGCCGAUUUAGCUUUGUUAUACGAAUAUACGCAAGAUAUCUAGAUCGUUAGCAAUAUAAAGUACAUCAGUGGACCUAAUACACACCACCCGCCCUUCCGAAAAUCCGCACGUGACCCUUUAAUAAUAACGUUGUUGUGGCAACAGUUUGGGGAAGGCCGCUGUGCUGCGUGUGCACAAAUCGAAGCCCGUAAAGACGCGGUUGGAUGAGUUCAGUGUAGGAAUAAAGCACCGGCGUUCUGCACAGAGCUUCAACUUCAACCCUAUUAAACAUGUUUGGGAUGAAUCGGAAUGACGACUGCCUGAUAACACAAGCACUACAUGGACACCUUCCACGAGCUUGUAGAAACCCUCACAGGAAAGCAGAAGGGUUGGAACGUGGUGAAAACAGCACGAGUUCGGUGUAGAAAUAAAGCACCGGCGCUCCGCAGAGCUUAAAACCCUAUUAAACAACUUUGGGAUAAAUUGGAAUGAUGACUGCCUGAUUACACACACACUACAUGGACACAAAUCCCUACAGGCACCUUCCACGAGCUUAUAGAAUCCCUGUUAAAGAAGCAGAAGGGUUAGAACGUGGUGUAAACAGCUCACGGAUGGAUGAGUUCGGUGCAGAAAUAGAGCACCAGUGUUCUACACAGAGCUUUAACCCUAUUAAACAUGUUUGGGAUGAAUCGGAAUGACGACUGCCUGAUUACACACACACUAAAUGGACACAAAUCCCUACAGGCACCUUCCACGAGCUUAUUGAAACCCUCCCAUAGAAGCAGAAGGGUUAGAACGUGGUGAAAACAGCUCACGGAUGGAUGAGUUCGGUGUAAAAAUAAAGCACCGGCGCUCGACACAGAGCUUCAACUUCAACCCUAAAGCCUGUUAAACAUGUCUGGGAUGAAUCGGAAUGACGACUGCCUGAUUGCACAAGCACUACAUGGACACAAAUCCCUACAGGCACCUUCCACGAGCUUAUUGAAACCCUCCCUGGAAAGCAGAAGGGUUAGAACGUGGUGUAAACAGCACACCAGCUCAGAUCCGUGCACCCAGCCUGCCGUGUUAUGUUUCAGGUUCGGUUUAAUUAAACGGCCUCCCCGGUCACCGGAUCUGAAUCCGGAUCUGAUUAGGCGUUCCGCGCGGCCGACGGGUCACGCGCCGCCGCCGUGCCGCCGUGUGGGAUCCACGCCCGUCUGAGACUGAAGGAGGUUCAACAGGGUUAAAUCAGACGGUUUUAAUUCCCUCUCAGUGGGAUCUGUCUGAGAAUCACGUCUAUAAAUAUAAAAUAAUAAUAAUAAUUUUCGAUGUUCUCGGUGCGGCUUUAUUUCUCUCACGUUCUCGAUCAUCGCUAAUCCGUUUUUAAUUUGAAACAGACGCCGGGCGCGAGGUCUCGACGUCGUUUCGUACUAUCGAUAACCGUAGCCUAGCCUACCUCCGAAUCAGUCCAUAAUAACACGACGUACGUACGGAUAGACGCUUUAAUAAAUAAUUCUGUGUUUUUUUAUAUUUAUCUAGAACUGAUAAUUAACUAAUAAGAAGCUAAUAAUGUAAAUCCCGACGAUGCUAGGUGCUACCGUACGUCGGAAAUGAACCUUUAUUGUGGUUUUUAAUCCCUCGAUUGCUGGUCGGCUGGUUUUUUACUGUAAAUCUUGUAAGUAAUUGUAGUAAAGGAGAACAAAUAAACUUUCUUUUACCUAAUAAA